Messenger RNA from Clunio marinus, 2810 nucleotides. Lineage: Eukaryota; Metazoa; Arthropoda; Insecta; Diptera; Chironomidae. The record is from the annotation of a GenBank genome assembly.
AAAUGAUUCUUUCAUACUAAAGUUUCGCGCCAAAAUAUUUACGAGAAAGAAAUAAGGAAAUAAAAAUAAUUUGUUAAUUAUUGAGUACACAAUCAGAGUUAACGAAAAUUUAACAAUGUCUCAACCAAACCAAACACCAAGACGUGAUGAACAACCAGAAAAUUCUCAAGAUACACCGAUGAGAAUGCCGGCGUAUGAUGCAGCAAGAACUCCAAUUCAUGAAGGUUCUGAAUCUUUCAGUAUUCCAGCUGCAACACCACAACAUUUAAGCUCAUCUGAAAUUGAUUUGGGUUCGCCAUUAAAUUAUGGCACACCAAGUUCCAUCGGAUCGAUUAGAACUCCACAUUCGGGUAUCCAAAACACGCCAUUAAAACUACGACCAGAUAUUCGCAUAGAUAAACGUUUGCGACAAGUCAAUGUCGGUCAACUUGAACCAAUCAAUGAAAACGAUUCACAAUCAGAGAGUGGAGUUUCUUCUCAAGCUCAAUUGUUGGUUUGGGGAACAAAUGUUGUUAUAAGUGAAUGCAAAGCAAAGUUUAGAAAAUUUCUCAUGCGUUACAUUGACCCCGAAGUUGAACAAGAUGAGAUUGAAGAUGGAAUGAACCUCAAUGAGCCAUUGUAUAUGCAGAAACUUGAUGAAGUUGCGACACUUGAAGAACCAUUUUUAAAUGUAAACUGCAGUCAUUUUAAGAUGUUUGAUGAACAACUUUACAAUCAAUUAAUUUGUUAUCCUCAAGAAGUCAUUCCAUCAUUUGAUAUGGCUACAAAUGAGAUUUUCUUUGAAAAAUAUCCAGCAGCUGUUCUUGAACAUCAAAUUCAAGUUCGACCAUUUAAUGCUGAAAAAACACGCAACAUGCGAGCUUUAAAUCCAGAAGACAUCGAUCAACUUAUUUCUAUCAGUGGAAUGGUUAUCAGAUGUUCCAAUAUCAUCCCAGAAAUGCGUGAAGCUUUCUUCAAAUGCAUCGUCUGUUCAUUCACAACGUCAGUUGAAAUCGAUCGUGGACGAAUCCAAGAACCAAAUUUAUGUACACAUUGCAACACAAAUCAUUGCUUUCAAAUGAUUCAUAAUCGUUCGCAUUUCACUGACAAACAAUUGAUAAAAUUGCAGGAAUCUCAAGAAGAUAUGGCAGCAGGUCAAACGCCUCAUAAUGUUCUUUUAUUCGCUUACAAUGAUUUGGUUGAUAAAGUCCAGCCUGGUGAUCGUAUAACUGUGACUGGAAUCUACAGAGCUAUUCCGAUUCAAGAUAAUCCACGACAACGUAGUGUCUCGUCUGUCUAUAAAACUCACAUUGAUGUGGUUCAUUUCAGAAAGUUAGAUAAGAAACGAUUAUAUGAGUCGGAAGACGGCAAAGAACAUUUGUUCUCACCGGAGCGCAUUGAAUUGUUACACAUGUUGUCACAAAAGCCUGAUGUUUACGAUAGGCUUGCUCGUACAAUUGCACCAUCAAUUUACGAGAACGUCGAUAUAAAGAAAGGAAUUUUACUUCAACUUUUCGGGGGAACUAAAAAGAAACAUUCGGCAGGUGGUCGUCAAGGAUUUCGAGCUGAAAUUCACAUUUUAUUGUGUGGUGAUCCUGGUACAAGUAAAUCACAAUUGUUGCAAUAUGUUUUCAAUUUAAUGCCACGAUCACAAUAUACAUCCGGUAAAGGCUCAUCAGCAGUUGGUUUAACUGCUUACAUUACAAGAGAUCCUGACACUCGUCAAUUGACUUUACAAACUGGUUCGUUGGUUCUUGCUGACAACGGAAUUUGUUGCAUUGACGAGUUUGAUAAAAUGUCUGACGCUACUCGAAGUGUUUUACACGAAGUCAUGGAACAAUCAACUUUAAGUAUUGCAAAAGCUGGAAUUAUUUGUCAAUUGAAUGCUCGGACAUCGAUUCUUGCUUCUUGUAAUCCGUCAGAAUCACAAUGGAAUAAGAACAAGACAAUCAUUGAAAAUGUUAAUUUACCUCACACAUUAAUGUCGAGAUUUGAUUUAAUUUUCUUGAUUCUCGAUCCUCAAGAUGAAUUGUUUGAUAAACGGUUGGCUACACAUCUUGUGUCUAUGUAUUAUUCCGGCAGUGUUGAUGAUGAAGAUACUUUGUUUGACAUGGGAGUUUUGCGUGACUACAUUGCAUAUGCUCGUGAACAUGUUCAUCCCACAUUAACUGAUGAAGCUCAACAAAGACUGAUUCAAGCGUAUGUAGAUAUGCGAAAAAUUGGUUCCGGUCGAGGACAAAUAUCUGCUUAUCCACGCCAACUUGAAAGCUUGAUUCGUCUUGCCGAAGCUCAUGCGAAAAUUCGUCUUAGCCAGAAGGUUGAAAAUGUUGAUGUGGAAGAGGCUUGGCGUCUACAUCGUGAAGCUUUGAAACAGUCAGCUACAGAUCCUUUAUCUGGAAAGAUUGAUGUCGGAAUUCUAACGACCGGACUUUCUGCUGCAGCAAGAAAGAAGCGUGCCGAUCUUAUUGCAUUUAUCAAAGAUAUUUUAAAGAAGAAGAAUAAGAUGAAGACAAUUCCUUAUCAGAAAUUCUUCUCAGAUAUCAAAGAAAGUUCACAAAUUUUCAUUACACGAGAACAAUUUGAAGAUGCAUUGAAAGAAUUACAAGACGACGGUGUUGUUGCAGUAAUGGGAAACACAGUUCGCAUCUGUUAAUUAGUAAAGUUUAAGAGUUUAAUAUUAAAGUUUUGUCUCUUUUUUUUAAUAAAAUGAUUUCCUUUUCAAGUUAAUUGUUUUCUUUUUCUAGAUAAUAGUUUGAGUAGAAAAAGUUCUGUUCCAAUUGUAGACGUUAAUGAUGAUAAUUAUUAAUUAAUAAAACUAUUCAACAAGUUUA